GUUUAUUCUCAAUCAACAUCACAACAUCACAACACUCUACACUCUACACUCGCCAUACAACAUCUCACAACUUAAGCUCUAUACACGCAACUCAACAAUCCAAAAGCACUCGAAUCGCAAUUGUUCACACAGAUAAUUACACAAAUUCACAAAGUUUCACGCACAUAAACAGCCUACGCAGGAUGGCUAUCACAACAGGGCAAAAGCAAGCUCUGAUGGAGAAUUUGCAAUUGGAAAUUUCUGAGCGUGCCAGAAAGCUCAGAGCACAAUACAAUGUUCAAGCUCAAGGUUUAAAGACGCGUAUUGAAAUUCGCGUCAAUCGCAUACCUAUUUCAAUGCGCAAAAAGAACAUUGGGGACUUGUUUGAAAAGCACAAAAUUACUGGCGCACAAGCAGCGCGUACGGAAGUGGGACCACCAGUCCCAGCAAAGAACACUCCAAAAAACACACAAAAGAAGAUUCCAGUGGAGGAGUCAGAAAGUGGUCCAAGUACUCGAGUCACAGCACCAUUUCGUGCUACCAAAAGAAAUAGUGACGAGGCAAGAUUGGACAAGGAAAACAAUAUUGACAACCCAAAGAAACGUCAAAAGGCUGCACCCAAUCUGCCCGAACGUACCACGUCUCGUGUCAAUAUGGACCCCAAACAAAUACUUUCACCUAGAUCCGCUAACUCUCGAACUUUACCUGCCUCGCCAAUAAAACCCGCACCACCGGCCAAAUCUACUACAGAUUCUCGUCCACCUACAAGAGCUGGACGAAAAGUUGCGCCACAUACGAAUCCAGCUGGAGCUGCUCCUAGUCGAGCAAGAUCCAAUACUGCAACUUCGGGUCCAAAGACUACACGAGGAAGAAAUGUCAGCAAUACUAGUACAGAAACUGUUGUUAAAAAGGCACCGGCUGCAAAACUUAAGAAGGCAGCACCUGCACCUGCGCAACCUACCCAACCGGCCAGCACUGCUGUUGGAAGAGUGUUGAGAAAGAGAGCUUGAGGUCAUUUCAAAAGCUGCAAUAUCAUACAUUUCUUGACCAUAUUCAACUCAUCUUUUGUUCACGAAGCA
Messenger RNA from Botrytis cinerea B05.10, 1058 nucleotides. RefSeq lists its product as hypothetical. Gene Ontology annotation, cellular component: spindle midzone; chromosome, centromeric region; chromosome passenger complex. The transcript has 3 exons. Bases 183 to 989 code for a protein of 268 amino acids. Gene Ontology annotation, biological process: mitotic sister chromatid segregation. Lineage: Eukaryota; Fungi; Ascomycota; Leotiomycetes; Helotiales; Sclerotiniaceae. The record is from RefSeq and is a predicted model, not a curated record.